This is a messenger RNA of Pristis pectinata (smalltooth sawfish), 3033 nucleotides long. It is a transcript of the gene susd1, whose product is annotated as sushi domain containing 1. The transcript has 21 exons. The coding region runs from base 1 to 2946 and encodes 981 amino acids. Lineage: Eukaryota; Metazoa; Chordata; Chondrichthyes; Rhinopristiformes; Pristidae. The record is from RefSeq and is a predicted model, not a curated record. Gene Ontology annotation, molecular function: calcium ion binding; protein binding.
AUGAGGACAGAGCGGAGCAAAUACGAGAGCGGGGUCUGGAACCGCGCCAGCCCUCUCCUCGUGUUCUACACGGCCUUCUUCUACACAGGCUUCAUGCACCUCCACGCCAGCAAUGUUUGUUCGACCUGUCAUAUUAAUGCGACAUGCACGACCGAAAAAGGGAUCGAAACCUGCACCUGUAACUAUGGAUUCUCUGGAAACGGAAUAAGUAUCUGCUCAGAUAAAAAUGAAUGUCAGAUAGGGGCUGAGAAGAUCUGCGGGCCACAUGCUGCUUGUUAUAACACACACGGCAGCUACUACUGUACGUGUAAUAAAGGAUACAGACCAUCCAACAAUAUGGAUUCAUUCACACCUAAUGAUGGAACACAUUGUACAGCCAUUGACUGUGGGUCACCACCAGUGUUGGAGAACACAGUGAGAUUUCCAUCAGCGAACACAACUUAUAGCAGCAUGGUGGUGUAUGAGUGUCUGACUGGCUAUGUGUAUGCAGGAGGAAACACCACAUUACUCUGCUCUGCCCAGGGUCAGUGGGAAGGACAACAGCUGGAGUGUGACGCUGUUAACUGCGGCUCACCCCCCGAGUUACAGAACACAGUAAGAUACCUACCAAAGAACACAACCUAUGGCAGUACAGUGAAGUACCAGUGUCUGGCCGGCUAUGUGCAAGUGAAAGGAAACACCUCAUUAGUUUGUUCUGCCCAUGGAGUAUGGGAAGGGCCAAAGCUGGAGUGUGAAGCUGUUGACUGCAACUCACCCCCGGAGUUACAGAACACAGUGCAAUACCCACCAGAUAAUACAACCUAUGGCAGCACGGUGGAGUACCAGUGUCUGACUGGCUAUGUGCAUGUGGCAGGAAAUGGCACAUUAGUCUGCUCUGCCCAGGGUCAGUGGGAAGGACCUAACCUGGAGUGUGAAGCUGUUGACUGUGGCUUGCCCCCAGAGUUACAGAAUACAUUGCAAUACUCUCUAGGCAACACGACGUAUGGCAGUGAAGUGGAGUACCAGUGUCUGGCUGGCCAUGUACGUGUGAGAGGAAACAGCACAUCAGUCUGCUCUGCCGAGGGUCAAUGGGAAGGACCAAACCUGGAGUGUGAAGCUGUUGACUGCGGCUCACCCCCAGAGUUACAGAACGCAGUGCGACUCUCACUAGAUAACAUGACCUACGGUAGUACGGUGGAGUACCAGUGUCUGACUGGCCACGUGCAUGUGAGAGGAAAUGGCACAUCAGUCUGCUCUGCUCAGGGUCAGUGGGAAGGACCAAUCCUGGAGUGUGAAGCUAUUGACUGUGGCUCACCCCCAGCUAUAGUGAACACAAUGAGGAAUCUACCACAAAACACAACCUAUGGAAAUAUGGUGGUGUACCAGUGUCUGCCCGGCUACGAUCAUGUGAGAGGAAACUCAACAUUAGUCUGCUCUGCCCAGGGUUUAUGGGAAGGACCAAACAUUGAAUUUGUUGACUGUGGCUCACCCCCAUCUUUAUUAAACACACGGCGAUAUUCACCACAAAACACUACCUAUGGCAGUAAGACGGAGUACAAGUGUCUGACUGGCUAUGUGUAUGUGAGAAGAAACACUACAUUAGUCUGUUCUGCCCAGGGUCAGUGGGAAGGACCAAGCCUGGAGUGUGAAGCAGUUGACUGUGGCUUGCCCGCAGUGUUACAGAACGCAGUGCUUUUCCCUCUGGAGUACACGACCUAUGGCAGUACAGCAGUGUACCAGUGUGCAACCGGCUACAUGCACGUGAGAGGAAACAACACAACAGUCUGCUCUGCCCAGGGUCAGUGGGAAGGACCAAAACUGGAGUGUGAAGCUGUUGAUUGUGGCACACCAGCACCCAUACCAAAUGCGUGGUUGUCACCUGUCAGACAGACAAUGUACGGAGCUGAAAUCCAAUACAUUUGUAAGACUGGGUUUGUAAGUGAAGGAGGAAAUGGCACAAUGAUCUGUUCCGAGAGGGGUCAGUGGGAAGGAGCACAUUUCAAUUGUUCAGAGAUCGACUGUGGGAUUCCUCCAGUGGUACCGCAUGCCAAACUGACCUCUUACCACAGUACAAGACUGGGAAGUGUUGUCCACUAUCAAUGUAGCGAUGGAUUUUAUGCGGUGUCUGGAAACAAUAUGUCCAUAUGCAAACAAGAAGGGCAAUGGGAAGAAGUCACACUCGUGUGUAAAGUUAAUGAUUUUAUUCUGUUUAAUGAAUCGUGCUUGAAGUGGAAAAGAGAUGGAGUUGGAACCAGAUCUGAGGACACGUAUUUAAUUCAGAUACAAGGGGAGAGAGUCUAUCAAAGGGAGUUCUUUUACAAAGAGUCAUUUAAUUAUACUACAGCAGAUGACUCCCCUGCAAUGUGUUUGCACUUGAAACCAGGCACCAACUAUACAGUGAAUAUCACAGCUCUUACAUCGCAACAUUCUGCAUGUAUACAACUAUCAACGGCAGUCACUGACCCUCCAGUUCCUGACGUACAAGUUGUUGUUGUAGAGCAGGUACUGCCGCCACUCAUCCUUCGAAGAGCAGAAAGUAAGAAUGGACCCAUUAGCCUUUAUCAGGUCAUUGUUUUGCCAUUGAAUUUGCAACCCUCAUUCAAUUGCAAUUCCCAAAACACAAGAGAUUUCUUUGGCCACCAAAAAGACACGGAAGCAUACAUCACAGCAGAAUUCAUUGCAAUGGAUGUUGAGGAUGGGAUGCAGUUUUCUGUCGGAGACCGGCUGUACUACAGAGACUUUUAUAAUGCUGCUUUAGAGACUGGCAAGAACUAUUACUUUCUAUUGAAAACUAUCAGUGAAUGGAAUUAUGUGAAGAAACAGUCGUGUGUGACUUUGGCACAAUUAAAAGGCUCAUCAAACAAUGUGCAGACAAUGAUGAUUUUGGGACUGGGUUCCCUGGGAAUGGUUGGAUUCAUUCUGUUUCUCUGCUAUUCUGUGGCAUGGAGUUUCAAGGCGAGAAAAUAGCAGAGGUGCUGAAUAUCACAUAUUAAUAAAGGAAGAUUCACUGUGACAUUGGCCAUUCGGUGAAUGUUACUAAUUCUGCAGUUUUCA